AUGGUAAAACAUCUUUCAACUACUAUGGCACUUCAAAGAAGAGCAUAUCCUGUCACACAACACCUGAUAGAGAAGUACUAUGAGUACGUUCUAGGACUUGGGUCCAAAAAUGGUUCGACCCAUUAUCAUCACAAUAAUAGUAAUUUAAACAGUAUCUUACGACGCAGAGGGCCUGAUGUACAGGACCCAGACAGCGAUAAGAAAGAGUCAACAACUGAAGAUCCGGAUUCAAAAGACAAUGAAGAUGAUGCUGUGAACUGUGAAGCACAGGAAGAAGUGGGUUCUUGUUUGACUAGGUUAAAAAAUUAUUUUUAUGGGAUAUUUAUAGGAGACUACGAAAAGGAUCUCCUAAUUGAAAAACUCAAGGUGCAAAAGCAACACGCAAUGUCAUAUGAAGAAUGGAGUACCACUGGUCUUAGGUUGGAUGAGUUAACUAACACAAAUAAAUGGAAACAGAAAAAUGACUCAACCUUAUACGAUUACAAAUUAAUCGAAGAAGUUACUCGUAAGUUGAGGAAGGCAAGACUGGACCAAGAUUACUCUCAGUUAUUAUACCUAAUAAGAACUAACUGGGUUAGAAAUCUGGGAAAUAUUGGAAAUGUAAAUCUAUACCGCCACUCCCACGUCGGUACAAAGACUUUAAUCGAUCAGUACAUGAAGGAAUCUAAGAAAAGCCUAGAAGCUCUCGUUCAUUCCGAUCUAGAUGAAAAUUAUUUGAUAGGAAUAUUGCAACAGACAAGAAGAAAUAUUGGUAGGACCGCCUUAGUUUUGAGUGGAGGGGGUACCUUUGGUCUAUUUCACAUCGGUGUUCUUGUAACACUAUUUGAACUGGACUUACUACCCCGUGUCAUUAGCGGCAGUAGUGCAGGCGCUAUUGUUGCAAGCAUAUUGACAGUUCAUUACAAAGAUGAAAUCCCCAAUCUUUUAGAACAUGUAUUGGAUACCGAUUUCAACAUCUUCAAAGAUGAUAAGAAAAAAAGUGAAAGUGAAAAUUUCCUCAUUAAAAUUUCAAGAUUUUUUAAGAAUGGUACCUGGUUUGAUAAUAAACAUUUAAUGAGUACAAUGAUUGAAUUUUUAGGUGACCUAACUUUUAGAGAGGCCUACAAUAGAACUGGGAAAAUCUUAAAUAUUACCGUAUCCCCAGCUUCACUAUUUGAACAGCCCAGAUUACUAAAUAAUUUAACUGCCCCGAAUGUUUUGAUUUGGUCUGCCGUUUGUGCAUCAUGUUCCUUACCUGGAAUCUUUCCCUCCACACCAUUAUAUGAAAAGGACCUGAAAACAGGGGAAACGAGAGAAUGGUCUGGAAGUAGCUCUGUAAAAUUCGUGGAUGGUUCUGUGGAUAAUGAUUUACCAAUUUCAAGACUUUCUGAAAUGUUCAAUAUUGACCAUAUCAUAGCAUGCCAAGUAAACAUACACGUCUAUCCAUUUUUAAAACUUUCUCUAUCUUGUGUCGGUGGUGAAAUUGAGGAUGAAUUUAGUGCGAGAUUGAGGCAAAAUCUAACCAAAGUUUAUAACUUCAUGGCUAAUGAAGUUAUACAUGCUUUGGAGAUAGGAAGUGAGUUAGGGAUCGCUAAAAACACGUUAACAAAAUUGAGAUCUGUCCUUUCACAACAGUACUCCGGAGAUGUCACAAUAUUACCUGAAAUGAAAACGCUUCUCAGAGUAAACGAACUUCUUACCAAUCCGACAAAAGAAUUUCUCCUAAGGGAAAUUACCAAUGGGGCUCGUGCUACAUGGCCCAAAGUCUCAAUCAUUCAAAAUCACUGUGGUCAGGAAUUUGCUCUUGACAAAGCCAUUUCAUAUUUGAAGGGUAAAAUGAUUGUAUCAUCCUCUAUCAAGAACCCCUUGCAAUUUAGUGAUACAUCUGUUGGCUUAAUCAAGUCACCAUCAAUAAAUGGUAACGGUCAUAGUCGGAGCGCUUUGAUACCGAUAGCAGGUAAAAAGAGGCAUAAAAGUGCUCUGAACGAUGCUAAUGUCCUGGAUGAUGAUAACAUAUUAGAUUCUGAUGCUACAAGCUCCUUAUCGCUAUUAAGAGAGAACGCAAGAAUCUAUAGGCGUUCCACUAGUGGUAGAUUGAAUUUUGCUCCAAAUUCAAUGGCGACAAAACCUCAUCGUAGGAAAUCGGAUACCGGUACCCGUGUAAAACACCAUAUACAUCACUACAACAAUGGCCAUGGCAAACAAAUGUCGUUUUCAGUAUCAUCUCCUGGAUCACGUAUUUCAAGACAAACAAGUAGACAUAACGAGUUUAGCGUUUCUUCUCACAAGAGAGCCAGUUCAGGACAUAUUUACCCACCGUUUGAAGCACGUUCAUUAACCUUACCUGAUGCCAGAAAAUUAUCGCGCACUAUAGAACCACCAAAUACAGUCAUAUAUAACGACGCAGCAUCAUUUGUAUCAAGACCAACUUCAGGCAGAUUGGAAUUCAGACUGAGCCCCGAAGAUGAAUGGAGAUUAAAAGAUACAAAAAAGACAAAAAAGAGGACACCUAUCACUGAUGAUCACAAUAUCUUUGCUACCGAGUCAGACAACGAAGAUAUGCCAGUAGUAAGGUCUAUUAUACAAAGCAGGGAAAGUGCUUUAAAAAGCAAAAUGGAGACUGACACGGGAGAAGGAGAGGAGGAAGAAGAGCAAUUGACGGACACCGAAAGAAAUAGUGCUGAGACAAGUUACGAACAAGAUUUUCCUUAUCCAUUUCAAGAAGAUUACCAACAGCGUCCUCUGAGUGAAACCAGUUCCUCAAGUAAAAAGAGCAAGAAGUUUACCAGAUUCGAAUUGCUGGAAGAUAACAGUGGCGAAAUUUCUCCCAAAACAAAAGCACAAAACAAAAGUACUACGCCGUCUUCUCUGGGAACUCCCUUGCAUUGA
Messenger RNA from Kazachstania africana CBS 2517, 2868 nucleotides. RefSeq names its product triacylglycerol lipase (gene TGL4). The record is from RefSeq and is a predicted model, not a curated record. The transcript has a single exon. The coding region runs from base 1 to 2868 and encodes 955 amino acids. Gene Ontology annotation, molecular function: triacylglycerol lipase activity. Gene Ontology annotation, biological process: lipid metabolic process. Lineage: Eukaryota; Fungi; Ascomycota; Saccharomycetes; Saccharomycetales; Saccharomycetaceae.